GCACACGCAUCCUCGUUUAGUGCUAAUUACAAAAUAAUUGCAGGGGACUUCAAUCUUCCAGAAGUCAAUUGGCUAACUAGUUCCGGCCCCCAACGCUUCGACGAAUUACUUGCCACUAUCGACUGUUAUGGAUGGCAACAACACGUCCAGACACCUACUCGUGGUGACAACAUGUUGGACCUUGUUUUUUGUCAUGACACAAUCCCAGUAUCCACCUAUGUUGGUAAUAGAUUUUCCAGUAGUGACCAUAGAAUGGUACUCUGCUCUCUGCCUUUCUCACCACUAAAUACAGGAAACAAACAAGACUCAGGAAGCACAAUAUGUCGUAGUUACAAAUAUACAGACUGGGGAUUAGUCCAAGAACUUAUUCGACUCUGUCAAUGGGAUGACUAUUUUACCACUGACUCCCUGGAGGCCUUAGUAACCCUGUUUUACAGGAAUGUUACCCUUUGUCUAGAUACAGUUGCUCCAAAGAAAAUAGUGAAAUUAAGUAGACACCGAACUGAAUAUAUUCCAAGGGCACACCGUAAUAAGUUAAGGAAGCUGAAGAAACAGUACUAUUCCACUAAGGACAUAUCACUAUUGCUCUCAAUCCACGAGUCUCUUGAAUCUCUCAAGCGCCUACGCUCUCAAAAGGACCUCGACGAAGAGUUAACGGCACUUGAAAGUACCUCCAAAGUUUAUAACUUAACGGCACUUCUUAAAAAACGAAUGCAGUCGGCGAGGGAAAUCCCAUACUUACUUCACGACAAAGUAAUCUACAAUGAACCUGCCACUAUCUGUGAACUCUUCAGUGAUUGGUUUGCAAACUUUAGUUUAGAAACACAUAUGCCUGGUGAAACCGCUCCCCUUACUAUCUCUUCCCUUGAAAGCAUUGUGUUCACUAAUCAGUUAAUAGUACAAGCAAUUAAAAGCCUUAAACCUUCCACUAGUACGGGACCGGAUGGCCUCGCUUCGAUAAUUUUCAAAAACAGUGGGUGUGAUAUACCCUUGUUACUUCUUAAAUUCUUCUCAAUAUCUAUGGACACUGGCACUUACCCUAGUGAGUGGAAAACUAGCUUCAUAAUUCCACAUUACAAAUCUGGUGAUAGGGCAAACGUCCGCAAUUACAGACCCAUAAAUAUAACCCCAGUUAUCUCACGAAUCAUGGAGAAAGUUGUAAAAGAUCAAUUGUCAGACUACCUAAUUAGGGAAGAUCUUGUUACAAGGUCUCAACACGGAUUUCUCAAAAAUAGAUCCUGCGUUACUUGCCACUUCGACUUUUUCAACUGCAUCACUAGUAGUCGCGAAGCACGUAAGCUAGUCGUUGUUCUCUACUUCGAUAUAUCUAGGGCAUUUGACAUGGUAUCUCACAGUAUUCUCUUUGAGAAGCUGUACUCUUGUGGAAUUCGCAACCCAUUACUGAACUGGUUAAAAUCAUUUCUAAGCAACAGGGUACAAAUAACCAAAGUUGGAUCUGUAUUGUCUCAUCCUAGGCAGAUCUCAAGUGGGGUCGUGCAAGGUAGUGUCCUAGGUCCACUUUUAUUCACAAUCUACAUUAACAGCAUUUGCAAGUGCUUCACCUUAGGCAAACCAUUCCUAUAUGCUGACGACCUCAAAGUCGUCUACUCCUGCUACACUCAUGAAUUAAGCGAUAUGGUUACUAAAAUACAUCUUGAACUAAGUAGUCUCGCAUCAUGGUGUGCCGAUUCCUGUCUAAAUUUUAACAUUGACAAAUGCGGCUGGAUUUGUAUCGGCAACAGUAACCUUGAUCUAACUCUUGAAAUAAAUGGGCGAAAACUAGCUAAGCUCAACUCAGUCGUAGAUCUCGGUAUUAGAUACUCUAGUAACCUAACGUUCGCUGAACAGACUGAUUAUGCCAGACGUAAAACGCGAAGGCUGAUAGGAUGCAUAACACGCAAUUUCUUUUGUUGUGAAACUAGGGUUUUAUUAUACAAAGUAUGUGUCCGACCUAUCUUAGAAUACUGCCCGUUUAUUCUUAGCGGACUAAGACAAAAUGACAAGCUUAAAUUAGAGGGAGUGCAACGGCAGUUUACCUCAAGAACUCUUGGUUUAGAAAGUGGUCUGGAAUACCAUGAGCGAUGCGAAAGACUAAGAUUAGAACCCCUCUGGAAAAGACGCCUUAAGCUAAACCUUAUCUUUUACUACAAGCUAACUAAUCUUCUCUUGCAUUCCUCCGAGCCAAUAACUAAACCUACCGCUGUCAUCAGUUACAAUCUUAGAAAUCAUCACAACCUAGCUGCUAUGGAGCACUGUCAGACUUACGUGCGGUACAACUUCUUCUUAAAUAAGUUUUCAGUCAUUUGGAAUAGACUACCAGCUAAUGUGCGCGAUGCAAACACACUUCCAGUGUUCAUCUCCUCAGUCACCAGACUACUCAAAGAUGACAAUGCACUUUUGCGCCUGACUCUUACACCUUCUUUUUCACCCUACAUAGAUAUUUUAAGUUCUUUAAACGUGUAGUUACAACAAACUACAAUUAUAAAUUUUAAUAUUAUUGGAACUAGAUGAUUAACAUUUCUACACAGGACAGUAAUAAUAUUAGUUUACACAUAAUAUAAAAGUUAGCAUAACGGGACUAGUUAGUUUGUGUACCAAAAUAACCACAGUUACUAAACAGAAUAUAUAUGUAUAUAUUUAUUAAUCACUCCUUAAGGACUCCCGUUGCUUUCUUUUGCGUUGCUGUUGUUUGUCUUCUUUUUUUCUCUCACCAUUUCAGCUUCCAUUUGACUUUUUGAAUGAGAAUGAAUAAUGUGGAUAUUUGACCAUUUACAAUGACAAAUGAUCUGCAAACAUUAUUGGUCCAGUAUCUUUCAGUUGCCUGGUUAAUAACGAAUUAACUUUCUCCACGACGCAACCUGGAUUACAUUUGUGGAAUAUACUCUUAUACCAAUGGAAAAGUAUCUAUUUGUAAUACAACGUCACGAUUGUAGCUUAUAACAUAACUGAUCGUAUCUGUAAAAAUAGCUUCCUUAUUACCCAAUUUGGAUAUAAAUCAAAUCAAAAAUAAGAUUCGGAUUUGUACACACCCAAGUUAUAUUGAGGAAUUACUUCAAGCUUUAUUUUUUCCCAAGUAUUUUUAAUCCAUCCAAAACUUACUUGGGUUUUUUUGUUAAUGCGAAGACAAUAUUCCUAUAUUUCAUGAUGUGCUCCAUUGAAUGACUUGUUAUAUUGUGGAAUAACUUCAAGCUUUAUUUUUUCCCAAGUAUUUUUAAUCCAUCCAAAACUUACUUGGGUUUUUUUGUUAAUGCGAAGUUAAUAUUCCUAUAUUUCAUGACGUGCUCCAUUGAAUGACUGGUUAUAUAUUGUUCCCACAGACCUAAGACAAAAACGCCAGCAACCAUGUAACUUAACCAUAAACCAAAUUUAUGAAAUUUAUAUAAUGCUUAUCCAUGCCUGUAUAUUUGGUGUGUCCUACACAAGUAGGAAAAAAUGUGUAUUUUAUUAAAACAUUAUUAUUAAUUAUGAUUGCUAAUCGUAUAUGUAAUUUAUCAUAUUGAUGAUGCCUGUAAACUGGCGUCUCUCAUGUACAAAAUGAGAAUAUACUAUUAUUAUUAU
This is a messenger RNA of Trichobilharzia regenti, 3558 nucleotides long. The record is from the annotation of a GenBank genome assembly. Lineage: Eukaryota; Metazoa; Platyhelminthes; Trematoda; Strigeidida; Schistosomatidae.